AGCAUUUCUGACGUAGAGAUCCAGCGACAGCUCGAGCUGACUUCCUGCAUUGAGGAAGCACUGCUUGAUAGCGUUCCAGUAUUUUACAUAAAUUACACUGAGGUAUGUCAAAUUUUUUUUAUAGCAAAUAAUUCGCUACUCAAACGAUCAAAGUACCUGUUGCUAUUUACACUUUCAAAUUGAAGAGGAGAGUAGACUUUAGCGUAGUAUUUCUGACGUAGAGAUCAAACGACAGCUCGAGCUGACUUCCUGCAUUGAGGAAGAGACCGCUAGAUAGCGAUCCCGUAUUUUACAUAAAUUACAUUGAGCUUUCAGACCGGUCCAAGGUGCUGUGCAGAUUGUCUUGAACUCAACAUGUAACGUUACUACUACUACUACUACUCCUCCUGCUCCACAAAGAUUCUAGAUUUUUCCAAAUUAAAGCAUUUAGAAGAGAAUGGACAAAUGUGGAUUGGGACUAAGAUUAGAAUACGGAUUCUAGAUUUUUUUAGGGUAAAUUUAAAACAUUAGAAGAGGAUGGAUAUGGAUUGGGAUUAGGAUACGGCUCACCUCCACCUUUGUUCUUGGAAUGGAUCAGUGAGUUUGAAGCCUGCAGGUGCCUUCGGUUUAUUUUAGCAGGGCCUAUCCAAUACCAACAAUGACUGAUGGAAGGAUCUACGUGGGAAAUCUUCCAAUGGAUGUCCAGGAGAGGGACAUAGAGGAUCUCUUCUUCAAAUAUGGAAAAAUUCGGGAUAUCGAACUAAAGAAUAACAGGGGAACCAUCCCUUUUGCUUUUGUUCGCUUCGAAGAUCCACGGGAUGCAGAAGAUGCUGUCUAUGGAAGGAAUGGAUAUGGACUCGGUGACUCCAAGCUGCGUGUAGAAUACCCUCGCUCCUCUGGUGCCAAAUUUAGUGGCCCUAUGGGAGGCGGAGAAAGAGGAGAAGGAGGGGGUCCUAAGGGGAGGUUUGGGCCUCCAACUCGGAGAUCUGAGUUCCGGGUGAUAGUGACUGGCUUGCCCCCAUCAGGGAGCUGGCAGGACCUGAAAGACCACAUGCGUGAGGCAGGGGAUGUGUGUUUCGCCGACGUGCAGCGGGAUGGUGAAGGGGUGGUGGAGUUUGUCCGUCGGGAGGACAUGGAGUAUGCCCUGCGCAGACUGGACAGGACUGAGUUCCGUUCCCAUCAGGGGGAGAUGGCAAACAUUCGUGUCCACGGAGAACAUGGUGCCAGUUAUGGUCGCUCGCAGUCCCGCUCCAGAUCCCCCCGGGGGCGUGGCUACUCACCACCUCCUUACAAAAGCAGAGGGUCCCCUCCACAGCGCUACCAAUCACCUCCACGGCGCCAUGUGUCCCGCCAUAGCCCACCAGCGAGGCGACACCCAGUAACGCACCACAGCCCACCCCCACGCCACUAUCGGUAGACCAGCCAGCCAUUCACAAGAGGGCACUGAUGAUUAGGGGCAGUUUAAUUAUGUUUUGUUCAUACCAGAUCUCCUCCCUGACACACACAAAUAAUUGUCCCCCUUUUGCUUGCUAUGUGCAUUCCAUGGUCAGUCACCCCUGCCUUCUUGUUGGCCUUAAUAUGGUUGAUUUAUUUUCCUGUUGAUUGAUGUAAACUUCAGUUCCCUGUGUCAGCGCACUGUAGUGAGCUGAGUUCUGAUGUCUGGUGAGACCAUUUGUUAACUUGUCAAUUUACUGGUCUUGCUGCUCUAGGUCAUGUAUGAACAUGAUCCAUUUGUGAUAAACACUGCCCUGAGUGUGACACUCAACAAAAAUUAAAUGUGAACAUCUGCCUGCAAUGUCUAUUUUUAAAUGAAUUGUAAGUGUGGACCUCCAAGUGUCUGAAUACCUUUUGGAAAUUGUUUGAUUGUAAUCUGCUGGUAAACCUGAAAUCCUUAAAUUUGUUUUAUUUUAAAUAAAUGUCAAACUUUUUAA
Molecule: messenger RNA, 1910 nt
Organism: Salmo salar (Atlantic salmon)
Lineage: Eukaryota; Metazoa; Chordata; Actinopteri; Salmoniformes; Salmonidae
Source: RefSeq, a predicted model, not a curated record